AUGAGCACUUCAUUUCUUUCCGGGCUCCUAUCUGGCGAUAAGGAAGCAUCAAAACCAGCGUUGGAUACCACGCCAGCGCCGGCUUUGGAACCUAUCCACGAUUUGGACCUUGCCAACAUUUUAUACGUGCAAAAUAUCCCAGAUGUGCCAGAUACUCACAAGCCGGCUCUUUAUGCCAAUGUAAAGAGUAUUAAUUUGUGGGUGGCCUGGGAGUUGACGAGGGUCGAAGGGCUUAUCAAGACCAAGGUCGAUGGCAAAAACCUGCCGAGCGACGAUUCUGUUGCAUCCAAGUCCAAGAGAACCGGCUACCGAGCCAAAGUAGCUGACAGCUCUAGAGGCCAGUCACCAUGUGUCAAGGCAACCGAAGAUAAAAUCAGCUUCGUCGUUCUUUACGCCCUUCUCGGAAUUAUAAAUGUGCCCCAGAGCCCGCAAUUAUCGAACAUUGUCAAGGCUCUUGGAUUGGGUUUUGACGGAACUGGAAAAACCGUACAGCCCUAUGUCUGGUACAUCAUUGACCAUCAGCUGGACCCAGUGCGCCAAACCCCUGAAGCCGUCAUCAAAACAUUCAGUUUCAGUGUCACUAUCACCGAAAGCACUGCUAGCACCGAAACCGCGGCAUCCACCAAGGCCGCAUCGGCUCCCAAGGAAAAGACAUAUGAAGCCAUUAUUAACUAUACUUCAUCGGCUGUCCAGUUCAACUUUGGUCUUUGGAAUACCAAUGCACCAAAGGAUGAUGAGCAAUUGGCUCUGGGCAAGAAAAUUCUUGCACACAGGCGGCUCAAUCUCUUAGAAAUUUAG
This is a messenger RNA of Talaromyces stipitatus ATCC 10500, 798 nucleotides long. RefSeq lists its product as uncharacterized. The transcript has 3 exons. Bases 1 to 798 code for a protein of 265 amino acids. Lineage: Eukaryota; Fungi; Ascomycota; Eurotiomycetes; Eurotiales; Trichocomaceae. The record is from RefSeq and is a predicted model, not a curated record.